Echinococcus granulosus is the source of this 2343-nucleotide messenger RNA. RefSeq names its product CAP-Gly domain-containing linker protein 4. NCBI's taxonomy places the organism in Eukaryota, Metazoa, Platyhelminthes, Cestoda, Cyclophyllidea, Taeniidae. Bases 1 to 2343 code for a protein of 780 amino acids. Gene Ontology annotation, molecular function: protein binding. The record is from RefSeq and is a predicted model, not a curated record. The transcript has 10 exons.
AUGAUGCUGACAGCAACGGCUGCGAAUAGCGGUAGCGGAGGUGGUCGUUUGCGUGGUGCAUGGUGGUGCGACAAGUGCAUUGCUCUUCUCUCCGCUCCUGACGUCGGAAUUGGCAAUCUCUUUGCUCUGCUGCGUCAAUGGACGCCCUCAACUCAGCUCCAGUUGGACACAAUCGUUAUGGAGAUUCUAAAACGCGGUGCUCACGUGGAUGACAGAGAUGGAACGACUGAUAUGACUCUUCUCCAUUACACUGCAAAAUCCGGUGCUCUUGGGAACGAGGAUCUUGCUUGCAAUGCAAACAGAAUUGCCCGGUACGAUUUUGCUGGAAGCCAAGUAAAUAUUGUGCUCGACACGACUCGAAGAAUCGCAGACUUCCUGCUGGAUCAAGGGGCAUGUCUGGAAGCACGCUCGGGUUGGGGGGACAUGACACCCCUCCACCUCGCUGCAUACUUCGACUGCCCGCGGGUGGCGCAACUCCUACUGGCACGCGGAGCCGACCCACUGGUCCGUUCGGCGGCCCUUGAAGGCGCCACGCCACUGCACCUCGCUGCGGCGCAGCUCUCUCUCGGUUCCGCGCGCCUCCUCGCUCGAUUACCGCUCGCUCUUGCUCCGCGCAACAAUGGUCUCGACUCAGAUGCCGCCGCCGCCGCCGAUUUUGCACCGCUUGACUCACCACUCAUGUGCAAGGAUGCGCUGGAUGCAGCACUUCGAACGCCCUAUGUGAAAGGACUCAAGUUGUGUUGCUGCUUGUAUUCUAUCCAGCUGGAUUUUCUGGGCGCAGGCUGCACUGCCUCGUCAGGUUACCGCGUGUUGCCAACAGCAACACAGCACCUGCUUCAGGGUUAUUUGGGUAGCGAGAUCCACUCGCCCACACCCCAGCGCUCUCGUUCCACUGUAAGUCCAAUAACGGGCGACCUGCUUGCUCCAAAUCGGUCUAGGAGUCCUGGGGGUUCUCUGCUUCUUGGCCUCCUUGCGCCGGCAUGCAGUGCCACUGAAGUUGCCGCUCCUAUGCCUGCCGAAACGGGAGUCCUAUCGCCUCGAAGACCACGUAGGGCGACUGUUGCAUCCACGGAACCGAAUACCCCCUUUGCAUCACCGGCGCGGACUCGUGGAUUGAAUAUUUCACCGCCUCCGCCGCCUCCUCCUCUAUCACUGACAGUUUCUUCCGCCACCGUUACCCCCGUCAAUCACUCCCUUCCCUCCACCUCUACUGUGUCUGCCAAGGUCACAUUACGCGCAAUGGGACUGGCUUUGGGCGACCGAGUUUGUGUUGGACCUGGUGGCGGUAGUAGUGAGGCGUCAGCAAAAUUUUCCGCUACAGCAGCUGCCACUAGUGGGCGAAUGGGUCGACUGAGGUACUGUGGACCGGUGGAAUUCGCAUCUGGGGUAUGGGUCGGCAUUGAAUUGGAUGAGGCUUAUGGAAAAGACAAUGGCUCGGUCAAUGGGGUAUCCUACUUUGAAUGCGCCCCCAACCACGGUAUUUUUGCACCUAUCGGUCGAGUGUACAAGGUCAGUCGGACAAAUGGACAGAUCCGUCCCUGUUUUGUGGAGGCCAACGGGAGGCGUUCCACUCCGACGCCGUUGCAAAAUAUCCCUGUUGAUGUCUCCCAUGUUAGUGCCAAAGUCGACACUGGUUUGCACAAGCCGUCCGCAACAGAGGAUUUUAAAAUUGGCGACAGAGUUCUGGUUGCGGGUCUUCGACGUGGAACCAUCCGUUAUGUCGGUGAAACACAAUUUGCACCUGCACAUUCUCUGAGUUUCUUCCUUCGUUUUAAUCGCAGACUUCCACCACGCAAUCGAUCCUCGGAUCUUGCCAGCAACAACGAUAUGAGCCAGUCUGUGCAUGCGGACUUUCUGCCCGACUGCCAGCGUCGCCAUCCUGUAACCCCGGAGUGUACACGCCGGUCCGACCUCGUCUUUGGUGACAACUACGCAUCUCUGGGACGUCCACGACCUUCCACCGCUUCUGUGAGGGCCUUAACUGCUACCAAAGGUGGUCGUGGAUGGACCUCAAGUGCUGCCGAGGAAUUUUAUUUGCAGGUUGGCAUGCAGGUGCUAUGCACGGGAGAACUUGGAACCCUUCGCUACAUCGGGCCCGUAGACUUUACUGACGGCUUAUGGUUAGGCGUGGAGCUACGCGGACCGCAUGGUCGACAUGAUGGUGCGGUUGCGGGCCGCCGCUACUUUAACUGUGCCCCCAAUCACGGUGUUUUGGUGCGACCUUCACGGGUGACCUUCAGGGGUAUCAAUGCGGCCAAACUAUUGCCCCCGGGCAUGGUGACGACCUUCGAAAAGCCUCACAACAAGGCAAUGGAUACGAGGUCUAUCCAAAGUCAUCCAUGA